Messenger RNA from Aureobasidium pullulans EXF-150, 840 nucleotides. RefSeq lists its product as uncharacterized. The record is from RefSeq and is a predicted model, not a curated record. The coding region runs from base 108 to 434 and encodes 108 amino acids. The transcript has a single exon. Lineage: Eukaryota; Fungi; Ascomycota; Dothideomycetes; Dothideales; Saccotheciaceae.
UGCUUGUCAUAGAGCUUGUCCUCACCUUCAGCAAACUCACAUUUGAAUUGUUCCUCAAUCACCCAGACACAAUCUCCAAAUCAACUCACACGAUCACCACCAUCAUGAUGUCUCUACGAACAUCUUUCAUGCGCACCAGCCGCAUCGCCUCAAUGCGCCCUCUGAGCACCACCUCCAGCCUCGCACAAAAGGACGCUCCUCCACCACCAAACAUUCCCCCGGGCAGACAGCAAAAGGGCCAUACUGAGUCACCAGCUCACGACACAAAGUCUUCUGCCUCUACAAAGAGCUCCGCCGCAAACAAGAGCGGCGACGACCAUCCUGCCAAGCAGCCCGAUCCUCAAAAGCCUAGCGACAGAAGCACCGGUUUCCAAGAAGUCGAUGAGGUUAAGGGAGGAAAGGCUGGUCUAGGUGCCAGGACCGAUAAGCAAUAGGUGGAAUUGCAAGACAUACGCAUACCAUGAGGAGGAAAUGCAUGGUCAUGACGUCGACGGAAAGACCAACAGAUCGCAAUGAACUCUACGACCCUGCUCGAAUGAGCUUUUGUAUCCAUAUCAAGCAUUGGACAUAUCUAUUACCACCCACGUCUCCAUCUUUCACGUUAUGGUAUGCGCGCGUGCUGCCGAGGCUUUUGUCCAGUACGCGAAGCCAUGCACUACACACGACUCAGGCAUCAUCGCAUUGGCUCUUCGAUCAAGCAUUCGGCAGUUCGUAUUGAGAACAGCCGCUUCGAGGCUUCUUAUCGAAUGUCUUGCUGCAGGUUUUUUCUGAUUUGUUGAGUGAGGCGCAACGACUACAGUUGAUACGGCCGUUGUGAGGCUCCACCAGAUCCACCUGGAC